GUGCCUUAGAAUAGGAACUCUCUCCCGUUACUUUGAUGCUUGGCUCCGAAUGCUUGGUUCCCUAUAGAACAUAUAUCGAAAAAAAAGUUACAUAGAUUUAAAAUGGACUGGGCUACUGAUCUUGAGAUCACUUCCAAGAAAUUGAUACCUCGCUUAGGUAGACGUGCAGGUCAGAAUAACUUGCAGGAAGAGAAUAGAUCUGACGAUGAUCCUCUCGAGAGUCCAAUUUCUUUGUCAUCUGGAAAGUCUGUGCCUAUGCAAAGACCGAUAGUUCCACCUCGUUCUAGGAAAACCGGCUGGGGCGAUGAACUAAAAAGUGGCAAAUCAAAGAUGACGUCGAAUAUUGUUGAACAACUGUUCCUUAGGGAGCGUUUUCGAGCUGUCGAGAAGGAAGAACAAGAUGAUAUUCCUGUUAUACCAGAUUUGGAUGAAAUUCAGGAAGAUAAUAUUCCAUCCGAGAUUGCAAGUGCUCCUACAAUCAAUGCAAAUAGAAUGACUGCUUACGAGGAAUUGGAUACUGAUUUGGUGAAAAAUGCAGCAUUUACAUCAUUGGAUGGUAUCAGUCUUUCUCUUCUCGCAGACAAACUGUACAAUGAAAAUUUAGUGAAGGAACCCGAUGAAGUUUGGAAUUGGAAUCUUCUUUUUACACAAAUUUCUUCUGAGAUUAAUAGCGAAGCGCAGGAAAAAAUUAAAAGUUGAAGCUAUGAAAAAUUAUAAAUUAUUAGUGUUUUUAUACUUGAAAAAUAAAAAAAUAAAGCUUUAUAUAUAAUAAUGAAUAUUUUGGCUGCAUCCUUAAGUUUUAUUUUUCAAUAUAUGAAGAUCCUACAGGAACGAUCCAAUCACAUAAUUAUAACCCAACUUUUCAAAUAAAAGUCUACAAAGAUUUGCAAUAUUUUCGAAACAAAACAACUUAUUAAUUACUGAACAUAAAUUUUCAUAAAUUUUAAAGAGAAAUUAGAGGUAAAGGAAGGAAACAUAAAAAAUAUAUUGUGGUUAAAUACAAAAAAUG
Formica exsecta is the source of this 1009-nucleotide messenger RNA. Its product is annotated as intraflagellar transport protein 43 homolog. Bases 103 to 699 code for a protein of 198 amino acids. Gene Ontology annotation, biological process: intraciliary retrograde transport. Gene Ontology annotation, cellular component: cilium; intraciliary transport particle A. Lineage: Eukaryota; Metazoa; Arthropoda; Insecta; Hymenoptera; Formicidae. The transcript is spliced from 6 exons. The record is from RefSeq and is a predicted model, not a curated record.